AUGACAGCUAUUUCUGAAUAUGCUAUUGCACCUGAAAAUUAUCCAGUGAUGAUGAAUGUAUUCAAACGAAAGUUUGGAGAUCAGAGACCAAUCCACCGCAAGGAUCUCCCACCAAUUGUGGAAAACUUGGGAAGAAUUCCACGGCAACUGAAAAUAUUGGGGGGGGGGGGGGAAGAUUUCGAGCGACCAGAAAUUGAAGCAGAAAUUGAGUCAAAAUUGUCACAGUGGUUCUGCAGGAGAUUUAUCAAAAGAGAAAAAGACGAUUCAUGGUCUAGGAAACUGAGGCAGCAAUUAAAAACAAUAAUAACACAGAGUGAAACUAUGAGUCGAAUACAACAAGAGAUGGGAAGAUCGAGUCUGACUCGAUCCGACUCAGAGUUACACAGGAAAGAAGCCAAAUCGAACAAGGAAGCCAAGUCGAGAACAACAUCAAACUUUGAGGACCUUACGCCCUUCACUCAAAAGACUGUUGGAAUGAUGAAUGCAGUGAAUACAGAACAUUCUAUCAAAGACUUCCAGGGCUCAAGAACUGCAUCUGUGUUUCCGAUAUCUCAAAAAGAUGAAAGUGACGAUUUGAGACAAGAGAAAAAGAAUGUCGUGAUUGAGAAAAUGAAAAAUAGUGCUCCAACAACGACUGUUGCAUUAAUAAAUGAUAGUAAAAAGACGGUUUUGCUGUGUAAGGAUAGUUCAUUGGAAAAUUCGGAACUAGAGGAUGAAAGUAAACAUUCAAUAUACUUACCAAGACAUAAUAUAGUCACUGAGCUUCUCAUACAGCAUCAACAUGAAGCACUACAUCAUGCCGGAAUAAUCGGAUACCUAAAAGACGAGUGUAAAACAUUUGAUUUGGAUCUGCAGCUAUCAUUCAUAUCAACUAAUUUAACAAAAAGGCUAGACAUUCAGGGGGCGGGAGAGGAGAGAUUAAGUAUUGCUUCAUUCGACAAUCAAUUAGCGAAGAAAUGCAAUUCAACCAAAGCAGAAGUUGGUGUAAGAAUCGGAAAGACGGAAAUCAUAACUCGCGAGCUGGAAGUGGUCACAGCCGAAGACAAAAAUAUCAGUUCUAUAAUGGAAAGAAAAAACUUAGAAGGGAUAAACGGUUACUGCAAGCAGCCUGAAAUAUUCAUUGGCGUCAAAGACUUCUUUAAAUUCAUUAAACUAAAUGGAGUACAAGAAUUGAAAUCAGGAUUCCUGUUACUCAGGACAAAACUGGGACCAAUGCUAGCCGGAAAUGGUUAUAUAAACAGUAUUCGCAAAGCAAGCGCUACAUCAGUAAACUCCGUAGUAUCAUGCGUGGCUAGCGCAACAAACCACGAAGAUAUUGACCACUGGAUAUUCAGGACCAUCCGAACGAGAACGAUGACGAACAAGCCCUUGAGCAAUUUAAGAAAAAACAGUGAAGAUAUACUUCGACGGUACAACGAAACGAUUCAGGAUCAACUGCGGUCAGGCAUAAUUGAGGAAGUUCAUCCUGAUAUGGAUCAAGAGGGUGUAAUUCAUUAUCUACCUCAUCAUGAGGUACCCCAGCAUAAACCUAUAACAAAACUUAGAAUAGUCCAUGAUGCUUCGGCGAUCUCAAGAGAACAAAAAGUUUAA
Messenger RNA from Loa loa (African eye worm), 1590 nucleotides. RefSeq names its product zinc knuckle family protein. The transcript has 8 exons. Bases 1 to 1590 code for a protein of 529 amino acids. The record is from RefSeq and is a predicted model, not a curated record. Lineage: Eukaryota; Metazoa; Nematoda; Chromadorea; Rhabditida; Onchocercidae.